Molecule: messenger RNA, 3052 nt
Organism: Pristis pectinata (smalltooth sawfish)
Lineage: Eukaryota; Metazoa; Chordata; Chondrichthyes; Rhinopristiformes; Pristidae
Product: F-BAR and double SH3 domains protein 1-like
Exons: 20
Coding region: 88-2274 (728 amino acids)
Biological process (GO): regulation of actin filament polymerization; neuromuscular synaptic transmission
Cellular component (GO): recycling endosome; neuromuscular junction
Molecular function (GO): protein binding
Source: RefSeq, a predicted model, not a curated record
AGGAGGCGGCGCUUCCGCGGGGGGAGGAGCCACCGUGAGUUCGCGGAACCUCAGAGUCCGGAGCCGGAGCCCGGGCGCGGGGACGGGAUGCAGCCGCCGCCCAGGAAGGUGCGUGGGAGCCCAGAUGUGAAGUUCAGCUUCUCGGAGCAGCUGUGCAAAGCCCAGAGCCGGCAACAGCUGGAGCUGGAGCUGUUGGAGGACCUCAGGUUGUUUGGUAAACAGAGAGCUGCCAUUGAGAAGGAGUAUGGUCAGGCAUUGCAGAGACUGGCUGCCCAGUUCCUAAAGAAGGACUCGAGCAGGGGGAAGGCGGAGGCGAGUGACAGCAGGACCACCUUUGCCGCCUGGCGCAACACCAUCGAGGCCACUGCCCAGCUCGGGCAGGCGCGGACAGCGGCCGCAGAAGCCUACCGGACGGUCACCACAGAGGCAGGGAAGACAGGGCGCUUGGCUAAGGACGUCAGGCUGAAGAAGUGCUCGGAGCAGCUGCUGCAUGUCCAGGCAGAACUGACCGAGGCCGUCAAGGAGCUGAACAAGGCGAAGAAGCGAUACUCGCAGCGGCAGCGUGUGGCCGAGAUGGCGCGGGAGAAGGCGGCCGAGGCUGAGGCCAAGUCAAAGAAGAGUGAGUUUGGAAUAUUCCAUUCAAAGACCAGCCUGCAGAAGCUCAGUGUGAAGCUCUCCUCCCGGUUGUUGGAGUGUAACCAACGUGUAACUGAAGCCCGGAACGAGUACCUGCUGACACUGGCUGCGGUGACAGCACAUCAGGACCACUACAUACAGACCGACCUGCCCCAGAUCCUGAAGAACCUGGAUGGUGAUGUGUAUGAGAGGCUGCAGGAGCUCCUGGCCCUCAUCAGCAAGACGGAAAUGGACACUUCUCAGCUGGGACAGGAGUGUUUCCAGAAUGUUCUAGAGUCCUCCAGGAAGAUUUCGCGGGAGACGGACCUCCGGAUAUUUCUGCAGGACAACCCUGUGUUCACCGAGGUGACCACCUUCACCUUCCAGCCCAGCUGCUCGGACAAGGUUUGUCAGCUGGAGCUGGAGCUGAGCACGGGGAGCGGAGAGACGAGCCUGGACAAGGAGGCCCGGAAGUGGGCAACAAAACUGGCCAAUCAGCACAAGGUGGUCGCCCACGGAGACCGGGUUUUGCGGAACUUGGUGCAGCGACAGCAGCUGCUGUCCGAGGAGGAGGCGGCAGGAAUCGAGCUGAAGAUGGAGGAGGUUAAGGAGGGCAUCAGGAAGGCUGAGGUGAGCAAGCGGAAGGCGGCUGCGCGGUUGGCGUUGCUGCGGGCAGCGGGGGUGCCAGUGGACUCCUGGGUCAGCAGCACCAUGUCGCAGGCCUGCGAGGAGCUGGAAAGGGAGAGGAGGCUGAGUGAGGCCCGAGUGUCCAAUGGAGGUCCCGAGUUCACUGAGUUGGAUUUCACUGACUUCGAGGAGUUCGAGGACGGCAGUGACACUCAGGAGGAAACGCAGGACCUGGCCCACGUAGCCGGAGCGCGUCUCUACCCCGUGCACUGUACCGUGCUCUACAGUUACCAGGCAGUACAGACUGAUGAACUGACCAUCACCCAGGGUGAGGUGCUUGAGGUGAUCGAAGACGGGGACGCAGAGGACUGGGUGAAGGCUCGGAACAGCGCGGCCCAGCUCGGCUACGUUCCCGAGAGGUACCUUCAGUUCCCCGGAGCAGCCAGGUGGAGCGGCGGGACCCCAGCGGACACUUCCCGCGACCUCACCUUGUCUUCCCCGUCCUCCAGCUCCACAGAGCAGGACCUGCUGGGCAGCAGCGGCCGGGGACAGGCGGGACCUGCAGGGCGACUGGCCAGAGCUCUGUACGACUACGAGGGACGGAGUGGGGAGGAGCUGUGCUUCCCGGAGGGAGCGCUGAUCCGGAUCCUGCACACCGGGGAGCGGGGAGUGGACGACGGGUUCUGGCAGGGGGAGUUCAGUGGCCGAGUCGGGGUCUUCCCUUCCCUCCUGGUGGAGCUGCUGAGCGAGAAUGGCGCGGACCCCCCGCUGGAUCCAGAGGACCCGACCCUGCUGUCUCCACCUCCGUUCUGCCCCCCUCCCCCUGACCUCGGUUCACUGGGCUUCCAUUCCUUGGGAGCUACGCAGCAACGACGCCGGCCGUCUCCGGUUCCCGGUGGUCAGACAGAUGCUGUGUGGAGCGUGGAUCCGGCUGGUGAAACUCCCACCAGGCAACUGACACCAGUUCAGGCUCCUCCCGCCCCCGUGUCACCGACCCCAGGCUCCCAACCAGAGGCAGGUUUCCUGGUCUGAUCGUUCCUGCCUCCACCCAGUCUCUCUCCAGCGGGCUGCGGGGUCUCUCGCUCCCAGCUCCCCGCCUCUCGCCGAGCGGUCUGACCGGAGACGGGAGCUGCCCUCCGAGAGCUCGGCCUGGCCAGUGGAGUGAUCAGUCAGGCAGCGGUGGGCGUCGCGGACAGCCUGGGACCACACAUCAGGGCUCUGGCGGAGAGCCUAGCACCCCUUCCAUCCCCUCCCUCCUGGUGUCCCCUGGACUGGGAACUGUCCUGGACCUGGUGUGGAGCGUCUGGGUGAACAGGACCCCCUCGCACACGAUGGUUUGGUAACCUGUGGGUGUGCAAAGUGUGUAAAGAGUGCGCGGAUGUAGGGGCGAGUGUGCACGGUGCGGCCAGGAGCUGCCUGGCGGGUCUGCACAGCCGCAGUCGGUCCGUGCGUUCACCCCGCGGGGAUUCCCUCGCCAGUGACAGCAUCGCGGGAGCCAGAACUCGCUGCCUGAAACGGUGGGGGGAGAGGGGCAGAGGGGCUCGAUGGGCCAAAUGGCCUUCUGCUCUGAGUGGUGACUGGGGAUCAGUUGGCAGGGUUUUCCGGUUGUUGGGAUGCUCUGGGAAGGCCGAUGGAAGCUGGAAUAACUCAUCGCCUCAGGGGAGGCAGACCUUUUCGCUCCAGGAACAAGGGCGGAUCCGCUGGCCGUAGAGGGUUCUCCGGAUUCCUGGAACGUUGCGUCUGGUGGAGGCUCAUCCUUCAAAUAAGGUCCAGCGUAUUCCUGAUGUAAAUAAAUUCUUGCUUGUACCCA